This is a messenger RNA of Filobasidium floriforme, 1190 nucleotides long. RefSeq names its product Bicoid-interacting protein 3-domain-containing protein. NCBI's taxonomy places the organism in Eukaryota, Fungi, Basidiomycota, Tremellomycetes, Filobasidiales, Filobasidiaceae. Gene Ontology annotation, biological process: snRNA modification. The record is from RefSeq and is a predicted model, not a curated record. The transcript is spliced from 5 exons. Gene Ontology annotation, molecular function: snRNA binding; O-methyltransferase activity; RNA methyltransferase activity. The coding region runs from base 68 to 1036 and encodes 322 amino acids.
UUCCCAGCUUUACCCACUUCCGUCAUCUCAUACUCGGCACCUACACUCAAAAGAGCACAGGGAGAAGAUGUCCCACUUCUCCGAUCAAUCUAGAGGAAAUUACCGCAACUACUACCUCCGACGUCGAGCGGGUCAUACAGACCUGGCACCGGAUCGAGACGAACGUCUAGACUUGCUGCUCAAGGACGAUCAUGCGAAAGAUCUCUUCCAGGGAAAGGUUGUGCUGGAUGUAGGAUGUAACAGCGGAGCGGUAUCUCAAGAGAUCGCUCAGCUGCAUCAAGCUAAACAGGUGAUAGGCGUAGACAUUGACGUGGACCUGAUCCAGCAGUGCGGACGAACGGUACAACAAGCCUUUUCACUCCAAAAACCUUCGAUAUCCCAGGCCGAGUUUCCAGCUGAGAGAUCUAGGAAGAAGAGGAAGUUGCUGAACGGGGAUCGAGCGGGACAGGCAGAAGAGCCGAUUUCGGAAGGACAGCUGCAUUACUUUCCGGCUUGCUUUCCUGCACUAUACGGCAGUCUCCCGAUAGCUGGAACAUCACAGGCAGCUAUCUCAGAAGUUCACGGUGCUGCUCAGGAGGCGGAAGGGGGGCGGAAACGUUCCAAAGGUUCGGAAAACAGCUCGGAAGCUCCCGCCCAGAAAUUUCCUCGUAAUCUGGUGUUUUACGCUGCGAAUUGGGCUGAAGAAGAAAUCGAGACGGACGCAAACCGCUACGACGUAGUCCUUGCAUUAUCGCUGACCAAGUGGAUACACCUUCACGGACUGGAUGAGGGCUUGAUCAAGUUUUUCCAGAAAUGCUUCGACUGUAUCGAACCGGGAGGGAAGCUCGUCCUCGAGAAACAAGGAUGGAGAGGCUACAAGGAUGCCAAGAGAUCCACCCAGACCCUGAAAGAUAACUACUUCAAGCUGAAACUACGACCAGAGGAAGAUUUCGAGAGAAUCCUGUUGAAUGAAAUCGGGUUCGCACGACGGGAAGCGGUCAAGAAUGGCUCGAGUAGUGGAUUCGACCGGAGUCUCGAGAUAUACUACAAAGCAUAGCAAAUGAAGCGAUUUGUAUUCACCCUGAGGGGCGAUGAAUCUGCUGCCCAUGCAAACCCGAUAUCCAGGAUGCGUCGUCGACCCGAAGGCCGGGACCGGAUCUGGCCCCAACCGGGGUUGCGGAAGCUAUAUGACGUGAUCGUCCUAUGGUCCA